Trametes versicolor FP-101664 SS1 is the source of this 1875-nucleotide messenger RNA. RefSeq lists its product as uncharacterized. The record is from RefSeq and is a predicted model, not a curated record. The coding region runs from base 1 to 1875 and encodes 624 amino acids. Lineage: Eukaryota; Fungi; Basidiomycota; Agaricomycetes; Polyporales; Polyporaceae. The transcript has a single exon.
AUGGAUGUCUUGUGGUACGCCAUCCCCGAUAUCGCCCUCCUCUUCUUCACACUGGGGAAGGAGGUAUAUUCUGAGAGGCAAAUAGCGGCGCAGGGGCGCUUGGUUGGGGACCAUAGACAACUGGCAAGUAUUUUCCUCUAUGGCAUUCUCGACUUCGCUAACCUUCUACGGUUGGGAAAGGAUCUUGUUGAUGUCCUGCAAGGCUCACCGCUCGAGCGGUUCCUGGCAUACGCUCAGCGAGUUCGGAUAAUCACUUCGGAUGCGCACAUCGCCACUCGCGCAAAGAACCUCAACGCAGCUCCGGGCGCAUACGACACGUUGGCAGCGAUCCUGGGGUCUCGCCCGCUCCUGCCGAACGUGGAGAAGAUCAACUACACGCGCUCCGAGAUCACACCUCUCGAAGUCUUCCGAUCGUUCCGCAUUCUAUUUGGGCCGAAGCUCCGGGUGGUGAGGAUCUGCAGCUACCACGGUCCAUACGUUGGGCCGAACGCGACGCCAAUCACGGACAAGGACGAGGAGGCCUUCGUGCAGAUGAUGAAGACACUCGCGGACAUGAAUACCCAGCUGCAAAAGAUCUACAUGUGGACGAACCCCAACAGCGCGGCAAUGAUCGCCUCCGUGUCGAAAACCGUAUGCGCCUUGUAUCAUCUUGUAUCACUCAAGCUGCCCAGCAUGUCCGUGCUGCCGCUCACCCCCGCUGCCUUCAUACACCUCGCACGACUGCCGGGCCUGCCAGUGCGCAAGCUAGACUGCGUAGUGGACGGAUCGGAGGACUGGGCGGACCAUCUUGCUGCACUCGCUCGUUCAAGCGACUCCCAGGGCACGACCUUCCCCGUUCUACACGCGCUGGAGCUCACAUCGACUCAGACGCUGGCCCUGCCUAUAGACCUCCUCCGUUUUGUUGGCUCCCCGCACCUCACCAAGCUGUGGAUCACCGCCAACAAAGCAGUCCCACGCCACGAGAUCGAUCCUUUGCUUGAGACUGUUGCAGGCCUGCGCGGCGCGAAGGCCAUCUCCCAGUUCUACGUGUUCGCACGUCGCGUCAUGCCGACCACCGCUCCCGACGCUGCGACAUUCUCGACAGGCCGCGCGCCGCGCCCCAUCGGCCGGGCGGCACUAGGACCUCUGCUCGCUAUGUCCGCCCUGGACGAUAUUUCGUUGCAGAUCCGCUGCCCGUAUGAUAUCGAUGACGCGCUCCUGGAGGCGUUCACCGAUGCCUGGCCGAGCAUAUACCGCCUGCAAUUGGGUGUCAGCGAGGAAAGCUGGGGCCUGCCGACCGAAGGUGACUUUCCAGACGACGACCGCGACCCUCGAGGAAACGAAUGUCUGCGAACCUUUCAGGAAAACCGCCGAAUGGAGUACCGGCUCAACGGGAAAAAGGUGGACCGCAGAAACGUGUGGCGCCAGCCCCGCGCGACGCUCUUCGGGCUGCUUGCGUUCGCGCGACGCCGUCCUCACGUCGAUGCCCUCCAGUUCGAGCUCACCGCGAACCUUAGCGCCGUCCCGCCCGCGCUUUUGGAAGCCCGCCCGAUGCGAGGGCUCCCGAUGAAGCGGAAGAUCACCACGCUCGACGUGGGCCUGUCUCCCAUCGAGGACCCCUAUGCAGUCGCUGCGUUGCUGUCCGAUUGGGUAGCCGGGAUCGAGGAGCUUCACCACAGUUGGGUGGACCUGAUGGAUCCGGGCGACUUUGGCGCCGACGAGGGUGACGACGACGACGAGAUGCCAAUGACAACGGAUUGGUCGGCCAUUGCGCGGGUCUACCAUAGGCGGUGGGAGAAGGUGCACCGCCUGAUACCAUCCUUUGCGGCUGUGCGUUUGCAGGAGCGGCGGUGGAAGCACAAGGUAGUCGCACUGCCAGUGACCAGGCACGCGUAA